Prorocentrum cordatum is the source of this 1435-nucleotide messenger RNA. The record is from the annotation of a GenBank genome assembly. Lineage: Eukaryota; Dinophyceae; Prorocentrales; Prorocentraceae.
GGAGUACAAACUUUGGCGACAAUCCUCGCGGGUUGCUCGGAUCGGCGGUGGGCACCCCUGGCGCGCUCGGCGCGCCCGGGGGGGGGGCCCGCGCAGUGCCGGGAGAUCCGUGCGGGCCGCCGAGAGUUUGCGUUGAUGCAGGUUCUUCUUCCUCGAGCUCCGCCAUGGCGCGCGCGUGCGUGGGGCGUGGGCUGGCGCUGGCGGCGCUCGCGGGGGCGGCCGCGUCCGGUCCCUCGACCACGACCACGUUCCUCGCCUGGGACCCGAAGCAGCUGGCGGCCGCGGCGGAGCGGGAGAACGACCUGGAGGCCAGCCAGCUCCUGGAGGAGGCGAGGGCGCAGGCCGCGGCCCGGGAGGCCGAGACCGACCGGGAGGUGGAGCAGAUGCUGAAGAGGGCCCGCGCGGAGGAGGCGCUCAAGGUGAAGGCGGUGAUGCAGCACAAGAAGGAGAUGGAGGAGAUGGAGAGGGCGCAGGCCCUGUCGCGGGACCGGGCCGAGGCCCAGGCGCGGGCGGACGCCGUGGCGCAGGCCAAGGCGCAGGCGAAGGCGCAGGCGGAGGCGUACGCGGCCGCGGAGGCCCAGGCCGAGGCGGAGCAGGAGGAGGAGGAGGAGGCCGAGGCCGAGGCCAAGGCCGCGGAAAUGAUCAAGGCCGCGCUCGAGCAGGAGGCCGAGGAGGCGCGGAAGGCGCGGGAGGAGCAGGAGUUAGAGCAGCAGCGCCUGCAGCACGAGGCCGAGGCCGCCCGGAGACAGCGCGAGGACCUCGAGGCGGAGGUGGCCGCCGGCGUCGAGGAGGCCCUGGCCGCCCAGCGCGCGGGCGCGGUGCGGGCCAGCCGCCCGUUCGCGGGCGCCGCGGAGGAGGCGGCGGAGCCGACGGAGCUGCGCUCGCCCGCGCCGUCGCUGCCGACCGAGCCGCACUCGCCCGCCCCGGCGCCAGAGGGCGGCGUGCCGGGCGCGCCGGCGUGGUGGGGCUGGCUGUUGCUGCUCGGGGGCCUGGCGGCCGCCCUGGCGCUGGGAUGGGCGACGACGCAGUCAAGGCGGAGGGAGCUGCCGGUGGGCCGCGGGGGCGGCGCCAACUGCGUGCCGGGCGCGCCUGGCGGCAGCGGGCCUGUCUUCCGGACGACGCCCCCUGCGGGCUGGAACAAUGCGGACAGGUCCAGCAGCAGCAGCGAGGACCAGGACGAGGGCCUGCUCGGACGGUCCUGGGGUGACUGGGGCAACGGCCACAUGAACACCUACGGCCCCCACAGGUGGGCCACGCGGCCGCCGCCCUGGAACGGCCCACGUCGGGCCGGCUGAGAGGUUGGCCGAUGGCAGGCCCGCGAGGACCUGCUGGACUACGAGCAGGACGCGCCGCCAGAGGCAGCAGGACCGCGGCGGACCACCCCCCCGGCGCACGGGGGAAAGCUGCGCGCGCGGGCCGCCGCCGGGCCCGUGGC